This is a messenger RNA of Colletotrichum spaethianum, 606 nucleotides long. RefSeq lists its product as uncharacterized. Lineage: Eukaryota; Fungi; Ascomycota; Sordariomycetes; Glomerellales; Glomerellaceae. The transcript is spliced from 2 exons. The record is from RefSeq and is a predicted model, not a curated record. The coding region runs from base 1 to 606 and encodes 201 amino acids.
AUGGAGGAUGCCGUUGCCAUCGGCCAACUGCUUGAUGGCAGCCUUGGCGAUGUUGGUUGCGUCUGUCAGCAGCGACUUGUUGCCGGUGGCCUGGCUGAGCUCGACGAGCCCGCCGAGAACGACACCUUGGUUGCCGAGCGCCCACCAGCCUUCGUCGUCAUAAAACUCGUUGAUGAAGUUGGGGAAGCCCUGAGCGCUGAACUGGCGGGCCUCGAGAGGCAAGGGGUUUUCGCGCUUGGUGAUGGCAUAGGACGUUGUCACAAGGCCAGCCGCGUUGAUGGACUUGGCAGCCGUUGCUGUGGCCUUCUGGGCUUGGUUGAACGUGUUGCUGAGAAUGCCUCCAAUGUUGAGCUGGUUGGCGGCAUCGCGGUUCAGGACGGCAAAGUCGGCGAGCGUCGUAAAGGCGUUGGCGCUGUUCCACCACGCGUUGUCCCAAAGACCUGUGCCAAUAUUGUACCACGAGUUCUGAAGCGUCUGGAUGGCGCUGACGGCAUUGUUGGUGUAGGUCUCAACGUCUGCUCUUUGGGCGAUGGGACGAGUAGACAUAAUGAAGACUGCACGGGCAGCAAGCCCCCCGAUAUUGGCUACCAUCUUGGUAAUUAUUAA